Molecule: messenger RNA, 809 nt
Organism: Paramecium primaurelia
Lineage: Eukaryota; Ciliophora; Oligohymenophorea; Peniculida; Parameciidae
Source: the annotation of a GenBank genome assembly
CAAUAUGUCAUAAACAGAAGAAACCUUAAAAAAAUAUCCAAAAUAUAUGCCAACUUUAGUGAGAUAUGAAGAGCCAAUUGAAAUAAAUGAAGAUGAAAUGUAACUUGAAAUGCAAGAACAAGUCUUAAAUUAAAAAAAAAAAUAAUAACUGUAACCUUUAGAUCAAAAAUGGUCUAUAGAUGAAAUUUUAAAUAAAUUCUUUCCUCCUAGAAGAUUUGAACAUGAAGGACAUUACUUUAAAUAAGUUGUUAGUGUUAAUGAUGUAAAAAGAGAUGAAUUAAAUUAAUUGGAAGCAGAAUUAGAUUAAAGAUUAAUUGAGAGAUAGGCUCGGUAGAAUUUAAUUGCAAAUAUUAUAGUAAGAGUGGUAUAUGUCCAGUAAGAGAAGAUUUACAUAGUUAAUUAUUUGAAGAGAUCAUUAGAUAAAGUGCUAUCAAUUGUCCAGAAAGAGGAUUGUUAUUAAUGAGAGUAUAUGAUAAUUUGAAAUUAACAUUUGCAGCAUAUUAAACAUUAUAUGCUGGAUCUGUUGUAUUUGGUAAUAGAAAAGCAGCAGAAUCUGAAAUUGGAAAAAGUGAAUAGGAUUCUAAAAUUGCAGAUUAUGACAAAAAGAAAAUUUAUUUAGAAAAUCAAAAAAUAUUAUUGGAGAAUGAACUAGAUGCUAUAUAGAGAAGUUUUAAGGAAAUCAGAGAAUUAGAAGAGAAAAGAAUGGAAUCUGAGAUGCAAUUUUUAAAAUAAUAAACAAAGCAUUUAGAACAUUUUCUGAAAUAAGUGCAAUAGAAUUAAUAAUGAUUUAUUUAGAAUAUUAAUAUGGA